Molecule: messenger RNA, 2243 nt
Organism: Clupea harengus (Atlantic herring)
Lineage: Eukaryota; Metazoa; Chordata; Actinopteri; Clupeiformes; Clupeidae
Product: polymeric immunoglobulin receptor-like
Exons: 12
Coding region: 163-1176 (337 amino acids)
Cellular component (GO): plasma membrane
Molecular function (GO): transmembrane signaling receptor activity
Source: RefSeq, a predicted model, not a curated record
GGAGAAAGGGAGAGAGAGAGGAGGACGGAGAAAGGGAGAGAGAACCAUCAUUGUACUACUGAACAUUGGUCAGAAUGGACACUUUACCGGGAGUACUGACAGUCUUGAUUUUAGCCUUUCACCUCAUUGUUGGAUCCUGAGGAUAAACAAAACAAGGGGCAAAUGAUCUGUACAGCUGCGGUGGGCACCACCAAUGUGGUUGGCUACUGGGGAGGAAGCGUGAGCGUCAAGUGUGAGUACGACACACAGUACAGCAACCGGCCCAAGUACUUCUGCCAGAGCCAACAGGGCAACUGCAACCAGAAGAUACAGACCAACAUCAAGAACAAGUGGGUCACCAACGGCCGAUACUCUCUGUUCGACAAUGGGACGCACUACUUCAUCGUGGAAAUCUCCGGACUGGCGCCGUCCGAUGCAGGGAGCUACAUGUGCGGUGUGACCGUGCGAGGAGGGCAAUCGGUGCAAACGGAGAUCGACUUGGAAGUGAAGAACGGGAUCAUCAUCAGUGGGUCGCCUCCAUUGAAGACGGUGUAUGUGGGGGAUGCCCUAAACAUCACGUGUCCAUAUCUGGACAUCCACACCCACGCGGCCAAGUACCUCUGCAAGGCCUACAGGAGAGUGGGCUGCGACUACAGGGUGUCCGCUCGGGCGGACAGGACCUGGGUACACUCGGAGAAGGUCUCUCUGUACGACGACAGAGAGGAGCGGGUCUUCACCGCCGUGCUGAACACGCUCAGGACGUUCGACCGCGGCUCUUACUGGUGUGGCGUGGAAACGAACUGGGAGCAUGGGGCAGAGGACGGGUACAAAGCUCUCAUCAGGGUGACGCAACUGACAGUGCUGGGUACACGGCCCACUACCACAGUAACCCUGCCGCCAGGAACACUACCACAUACCCCUGGACCCACAGUUCCCAUGACAACAUCCUCCUCACGUCCUCUACAAGUAACCACAGCGCCAUCUACUGCUCAGCCCAGAGGGCCAGUAACUGCUUUUACAAAACUCCUGCCACCAAGUACAAAGACAGCAACCACUCACCAUUCAACUACUCAGACUGAGGCAAGUACAAAGACAGCAAGCACUCACCAUUCAACUACUCAGACUGAGGGUAGGCGAUUUGAUAUACAUUAUUAUUAUAUUAAAUUGUUAUAUUGUAUAUAUAUUAUAUUUAAAUGAUUAUAUUGUUACAAAACUCCUGCCAGCAAUCACAAAGACAGCAACCACUCAACAUUCAACAACUCAACAAGGUCAAAGUUCACCCAUGUCAGACAGAACAUUCUUCAGCCCCCGUGUCCCCGUCAAAGAGAGCUCCUCGGGCCUGUGGCUCAUGGUUAUCUAUGCUAUGGUGGCGCUGCUUGGCCUGGUGAUUGUGUCCACAUUAGUUCUACUUGUCAUCACCCGUGCAAGGAGGGCCAAAGCAAGAGACUGUUCACCAUAUCUUGUCACCAUGGAGACCCUCUGGGAUUCUAAUCUGCUGUCUAACGAACUAGAACUCCAGCUGAAUCCAUUAGAUCCCAAUUCAUCUGAUCUCAGUCCUUCGGAUCUGGAACCAAUCAUCCAAUGACCAUAGAAGACCAUAGACCAUAGAUCAUGAAUAAUGGCCUGCUGUUUCGUUCAAAUGUAUGUUUUGUUAACCAGUCACAUUUCAACGUUUCAACUGUUUUAAAUGCACAGCGCUUUCAUUGAACCUAGGCAACUGCUAAUUCGAAUUAUCAAUGGUGUUUAGUUACAUUUUCUUUCUUAAUUAAUAUGCCUGUAACUCACCAAAUGGCAUCUUCAUCCAGGAGUCACAGUAAUCAUUAAUCCAUGUUUGAAGAUUGAAAAAUGACUUGAAAAAAUUGACUUGAAAACUGAAAAUGAUUUAGGAGUUUUCAAUGACUCUCUAAAGACCAUGAACGCCAAAUAUCCCUGCUUGUUCAUUUAUGGAAGAAGUUUUUUUUAGCAGUGAGUGAACUUCUUAAAUUCUUCAGAAUUCCUCACAGGUUACGCAAAGUCAAUGAGGAUCAUAUUGUCUAUCUAGUUUGCAGCUACUUGGAGUUUCUCUCUCUCUCCCUGAGCACUGAUCACCAAGAGAUGGUGUGUUUCUAUAAUUCACAUUUGAGAGUGUUUCUAAAAGUGAAGGACUGGUAUAAAGCUGACACUUUCAUUCAAAGCAACCUACAGACAACCUGUAUUUUGCUCUGUAUAUGCAUGUAGAAAUGUAAGUUUUCAGUAAAAGCCCAAAAUAAACAGUAUUUACUGUA